UGUUGAAAAGAACAAAAAAAAAUUCUGAAACAAUAGAAUAAAUAAAUCAAAAAUCUUGUAUAAAGCGACAUAAAAAAAAAUAACAACAACAAUUAAUGGCUCCAAAGAACUGAAAGACCUCUCAAGCAAUAUAGCAAACAAACUGCAGGGAGAAAUUAUAUAGGCAUUUAUUUUAUGAAACAAUUAUAAUUAUUCGGUAUUACUUUCCGUGAUUUCAAAACUACAUUUUUUUACGGUCGUUGUUUGUGCAGCAGUUUGUUUUUCUCUCUUUUUCUGCCUCGCAUAUAUUCGAUUCAAGUUUUUUACAUUAUUGGUUGCUCCACAUUUAUACAUAGUACAAGAACUAUUGUUGAUUGAACGGGUGAAUAAAGUUUACACCAAUUUGUGUAUCAGCACGAACAAAACUGUGACCGUCGAAAAAAUCAACACUCAGCAUUAUUUUGUGGCGACGCUACGCCACAUCACGUGAUUGGCAAACUAUAGCCAUUGAAAGCAAUUGUGUUUUAUAGAUGUGUUUGUGUGUUUUUGUUUAAACAACCAAAAGACACGAGUGCAUCGCGAAUAAUGCAGACUCUCUCUCUUUUUUUAAAUGAAAAAUGCAUCAUUUAUUGGUGACCUGCGAAGGGAGCAUUUAGAUUGAGCCGACAAAAUUUGUGAAAUGGCGUGCUUUUGUACAAUCGCGCGUAUUGAUUUGGAGUCGAAAAACAUUGAUUGAACGAGAACGAAAAUGUGUCUGAGUUUUAUUUUAGAUUUUAACCAAUCUAAGAAUCUAAACCGAAAUUCAAUUUAAAAUUGAGCACGGACAUUCACAGAGUGCACGAUUUUAAAAACAAUUUGUGGUACGAGUGUGUAAGCAAGCUAGUACAAUUUGAUCCAAGUGAUAAAUGCAACAACAAGUGACGUGCUGCAUUUUUCGGAGUCACGCCAGUCCAAAGUAAAUUGACUUUGUUGGGUUGGAUGACGGUGCGGGAUCAAAUUGAAUACAGAAAAACAAGUAAUAAGCCCAACCAAAGCAUUUCGAUACUCCGAAUAAAACGGCACAAAUUUUUACAUACAUACCAACAAACACAUAAACGGCAACCGCAGCAAUGACUGGUUCGGAACGAACGACUAUCAGCGCUUCCAUGUCACAUGGCAUGUCGGGAGCGCCAAGCUUAGUGAACAGUUUAAAUAGUUACUCCAGCAAUACGAAAUUGAAUGGUAGCCAAGGAAUUAAGUCACCAGAACCCGAACCAAAUUUUAUAGAUAAUUUCUUAGAGAAAGCCAAAUUUUACACAUCAUUGUGCCUAGGAACAUCAGCCAUACUCUCUGUAUUUGCAUUUUUAUUUCUCAUUCCGAUAUUUAUAGAACCAAGUAUAUCGACAAUAAUCGCAGAUUAUGAUCAGAUACCAGUCACUUGUAUGGUCGUUGAUCACAAGUUUUCGACCGGAAUGCGAAAUUGUACUUGGUCCUCAUGUCGUGAAGGCUGCACAACAGCUACAAUUCGAUGUCACAAACUGUUGGUGAAUUAUAGCAAAAUACCGUUUUAUGAAUGGCAAAAGAAUCCACCACCGGAUUUGGAGAAAUUUGAAUGGGAUGUAUCUGAAACUAGAUUGCUUAUCAAUUCGGAAGGUUGUGGGUAUCCUCCUGGCGUAAAUUGCACAGAAUUCGCAAAGAAGUAUGGGUAUCAGCAUGUUGGCGAGCAAUUUCCUUGUUAUUAUUCACGCGCGUAUCCUGAGAUAGUGAUUACACGCUAUUCGUGGGAAGACAAUUUAAAGUAUCUCAUACUCUCGCUCAUAAUACCGAAUGUUAUAUUUGCAUUAAGUAUCGGCGUAUUGAGCUAUUGGUAUUGUCCAUGUUGUGAUAAAGCAUGCCGAAAGACAACUCGCGUCUACACCGAAAAGUAUCCAAAUAAAGAAGAUCCGAUUUCAGCGUGGAAUUUCUCGAAUGAAUAUUUGCAUCAACACCGUGAGCGUGUCAUCAAUGACCAUCACCCAAGUUUCAAUCAUCACGAACAACAACGACAACAACAUCAACAACCAAUUUCCUUUCGAUCGAAUCGAUGGCAACUUUCCAGAGCCGCUCAAUACCAGCUGAAAGAUUAAACGAAUGAGCAAUUGGGUGCGCGUACGACCAUAUCAACGGACUUGUGUCAACAAGUGUAUUUCUCAUUAGGAAAAUGACAAAAAGUGAUAGCGAAAGUAGAUUAGAGUAAAAAGAAAUGAGAAGAAAAUGCCCACAGAAUUAACUCCCCGUGAAACAGCCAUUUUUGAAUACAUUUUUUUUAUUUCGAUUUUGAUUAGAGAAUUGCGGAAAAAAGCUAUUUGGCAAUUUUGAAUCAAAUACUUGAUUGUAAUGUAUCAUACACCAUUUCUUUUUGAAGGAAAGUUUAUUUUUGAUUUCAAUUUACUAGUUAAUUACAUUAGAGUAGACGUUUCUUUGCCUCCGCAUGUGAAACAAUUGGUGGCUCUCGCUCACACAAGAGAUAAACCCCACAAAUUAUUUUAGGAUUCCUAUUAAAAAAUGAAUUUGUUAGGUUUCCUUAUAAAAUCGCAAUAUUUUAACAGGAAUCCUGAUAAAUUGGCGCGCUUAAACGUCAAAGCCAACUUCACUGUGUUGAAACAAAACAUGUUUUAUUAUUUAAAGGUUUCCUAAUAAAAUGUUGCCAUAUUAUAAGGAAACCUUACAAAUUAAUAUUUUAAUAGGAAUCCUAAAAUGAUUUGUCAGGUUUAUUUUUUGUGUGCUAUUUACACCUCUGUUACGCUCUUUCCACUUUUUAAAUUAGCAAAUUUAAUGUUUAACAUUUUAUCAACACUUUUUUGAACCACUAAUUUGUCCAUAUGAUAUCGAAGAGUUUCCCCCAGCCAGGACUAUGCACUCCAAUUUUCGAUAUAUAUUUUUUACAUUUUCCCAGCUCCUCUUGUUUACUUCCGGACACAAAAAAAAAAAACAAUAACAAACCCCUCCAAAUGAUAUGGCUUCAAUACUAUUUCUAUGUAAACCAUUCUUUUCC
Molecule: messenger RNA, 2992 nt
Organism: Contarinia nasturtii (swede midge)
Lineage: Eukaryota; Metazoa; Arthropoda; Insecta; Diptera; Cecidomyiidae
Gene: Teh2
Product: protein tipE
Exons: 8
Coding region: 1089-2084 (331 amino acids)
Biological process (GO): regulation of sodium ion transport
Molecular function (GO): sodium channel regulator activity
Source: RefSeq, a predicted model, not a curated record